GGGCAGGAGGUGGGGCGUAAUGUUCGAGAUAGGUUGCACUAAAGUACAGCUCCAAGUGAAGUUAAGCUGGGGUGAAGCAAACAGAAAAUUGUGCAGAUUUUGUGGAAAAGGAAAAUGGCUCAAGAAACCAACCAUAGUCAAGUGCCUAUGCUUUGUUCCACUGGAUGUGGAUUUUACGGCAACCCCCGUACGAACGGCAUGUGUUCGGUAUGCUACAAAGAACAUCUUCAACGGCAGAACGGUAGUAACGGUAGAAUUAGCCCCUCAGCCUCUUCUGUUAAUAGUCUCCCCGAGUCUUUACCCAUUCAGUGCACUGAAGGCAAUAUCCAGGAAGCUCCAUCAACACUAGAUUCGACACCCCUGCCGCCUAUGCAUCCAAGCCCUGUAGGUAAAGCCUCUUCUUCUUCGCUCUUAGCAGAAUCAGUAGCAUCUUCCAAAGUGGAAAGUACGGACUUAGUGGACAAAACAGUUUCAGAAAGAGAAGACUUACAAGUUUCAGCAUCAGAUAGCGAACCUUCCUCGAAGAACUCACAAGUCACUUCUGACAAACCAAAAAACAGAAAAAAAUCCCGCCGCUUCAUGUGCCGGAAGAAGGUUGGUCUUACUGGGUUUGAAUGCAGGUGCGGAAACGUGUUCUUAAGGGUACAAUCGCAUCGCAUUCACAGCGCUUCCAGCAAUUACAAAGCUGAUGCGGCCAGGAAAAUCAGUAAAGAGAACCUGAGUGAAUGCAGGUGGAAAAGAUUCCAGAAGGACGGAAACGUUCUGGCUGAAUAUUAA
Molecule: messenger RNA, 777 nt
Organism: Sphaerodactylus townsendi
Lineage: Eukaryota; Metazoa; Chordata; Lepidosauria; Squamata; Sphaerodactylidae
Gene: ZFAND6
Product: zinc finger AN1-type containing 6
Biological process (GO): protein targeting to peroxisome
Molecular function (GO): zinc ion binding; polyubiquitin modification-dependent protein binding; DNA binding
Source: RefSeq, a predicted model, not a curated record